AUGGCAAUUUUAGAAAAAACAACUCAUAGAUUGCCCGAAGGAAGAUUCGAAUGCGGAUUACUAUGGAAAUCCGACGAUGAAACUAUGCCACAAAAUAGAAACAGUGCCUUACGCCGCCUACAAGGCAUAGAAAGAAAACUAAAUAAAAAUGAAGACUUCAAAUUAAAAUAUACUCACCAAAUACAAAAUCUAAUAUCCAAUGGAUAUGCCGAACUAGCCACCACAAAACCCACCUCGCCAAGAACCUGGUACCUGCCACAUUUCGCAGUAAUACAUCCACAAAAGGAAAAAUUAAGAGUCGUGUUCGACGCCGCCGAACGCACAAAUGGCAAAAGUCUAAUCGAUGCCUUACUAUCCGGUCCUGAUUUACUACAAUCCCUCUUCGGCGUGCUGAUAAGGUUCCGCCAAGGCCCGGUAGCCGUCGCAGCCGACAUCAAGGAAAUGUUUCUCAGAAUCGUAAUACGAGAAGAAGACAGAGACAGCUUACGAUUCCUCUGGAAAGAGAACGAAACAGACGCAGAACCUAAAGAAUACAGAAUGAAGUCGCUAAUAUUCGGAGCAACGUCAUCACCCUGUUCAGCUAUAUACGUUAAGAAUCGAAAUGCUCAAGACUUCCAAGAAAAAUAUCCCGAGGCUGUGAAUGCCAUUCAACGUUGUCAUUAUAUGGACGACUAUUUACAAAGCUUCCCAACAGUCGAAGAAGCAAAAAGAACAAGUAAAGAAGUGGACCUCAUACACAAAAGUGGAGGUUUCGAACUAAGAGGAUGGACAUCGAAUUAUCCAUCCACUAUUAACACAAUGGAAAUCAACCAUCCCGACCAUAUUAAUUUGGGAGACCACGAUAAAUAUGGGAAGACAUUGGGCAUGAUAUGGCAAACCAACAACGACGCAUUACGAUUUACUGUCAGCCUUCGCAACACGCCCGAUGACGUCACUAAAGAAACGAGACCACCAACUAAACGCGAAGUCGCAAGCGCUGUCAUGUCAGUAUUCGACCCGCUAGGUUUAGCCACUCCAGUUUUAAUACAAGGAAAAACACUUAUACAGCAACUAUGGCGCACCGGAAUAAAUUGGGACGACCACAUACCCGACACGCUUAGAGACCAUUGGUCAAAAUGGCUCAACAACCUAGCAUGUCUAAAGAAUCUCAACGUUCCACGAUGUACAGAUUCCUGUAACGAGGGGGAACUACAUACCUUCGUAGACGCCAGUGAAACCAUCUAUGCCGCUGCAACAUACUGGAAAACUACUAUGAACAACCAGGUCAGCAUAAAACUAAUAGCAGCAAAAGCCAAGGUGGCCCCACUCAAACCUACCUCUAUACCACGAUUAGAAUUACAAGCCGCAGUGCUUGGCCGCCGUCUAGCAAACAGCAUUCACCAAGAAAUGGACACCAAUAUUAAGAAGAAGUAUUACUGGUCAGACUCUCGAACGGUAUUAGCAUGGAUCAAAUCCGACCCACUCACGUUCAAAACCUUCGUCGCACACAGACUAGCUGAAAUAGAAGAACUCUCAAAAACAUCAGAAUGGAGAUACGUACCCACUAAACAAAACGUAGCUGACGACGCAACUAGAUCGGCACCCCGAAAUUUCGACAGCAACCAUCGAUGGUUCAACGGUCCAGAAUUCCUAAAACUUGACUGCAACGAAUGGCCUCAAGAUCACAGUGAUCGCUCACUACAAGUUACGGGCGAAGAAAAAACACAGACAGUAGCCACGGCGCGUCUCGUUCAACCACCUAUACCAGACGUCAGUCGUUUCUCAUCAUGGACACGUUACCUACGAGCCUCAGCACGCUUCAUACAAAGCGUCGAAGUUUUUAAAACAUUACUAAAUAAACCCGACAAAGUCACCGCCACUAAACGAAUCGUCAAGGAUAAAGCCUGGAAACCGUAUAAAAAACAGAUGACUCAACAAACACCCACGAAUCAAGAACCAACUAUAAAAACCGUGAACAAACUAAUACCAUUAUCAAGAAAAUACAUCAAGCAAGCUGAAACAAUGUUGAUACAACGAAUUCAAAAUGACAGUUUUAAGAAUGAAAUUCAAAACCUUAAAGAUCACAAGAAGUUCGCCAAAGGAUCCCGCCUAAGAAGACUCACCGCCGUUAUAGAAGAUGAUAUAAUGCAUCUCGAAACUCGCCUAUCCGCUGCCAACAACAUAGCGAUUUCCUACAAAAAACCCAUAAUACUCGAUGGAAAACACCCGAGUACACGACUAAUCGUGAACCAUUACCAUCAAGAAUACAAUCACGGUAAUCACAACACGAUUAUGAACGAGAUUCGACAGAAAUACUAUGUGAUAUCCCUUCGAAACACCGUCAAAAGUAUAGCAAGAGAAUGCCAAUGGUGUAGAAUACACAAAGCCGUUCCUAUCACAACACCUUUGGGAGACUUACCGGUGGAACGCCUGCAACACAAACAAUACCCGUUCACCUGCACUGCUGUAGAUUAUUUCGGACCAAUAACCAUAAAAAUUGGCAGAAAAACAGAUAAACGCUGGGUGGCUUUAUAUACAUGCCUCACAACGCGAGCAGUUCAUCUGGAGAUUGCUACAUCCUUGUCAGCAGAUAACAUGAUACUCACACUGCGAAGAAUGAUAGCACGUCGAGGGACACCUAAAACGAUGUUUAGCGACAAUGGAACAAAUUUCAUCGGAGCAAAUAAAGAAAUCAAGACAGCGUUUGAAAAAAUUAUAGAUAAAUCCAAAGAAAAAGGAAUUCAAUGGAAAUUCAUACCUCCAGGAGCUCCACACAUGGGAGGAGCAUGGGAGAGACUAGUGCGAUCAGUUAAAACCGCACUAACCGCAACCCUUAAUACACGACAUCCUCAAGAAGAAAUAUUACAUACAUUACUUCUAGAAGCAGAACACCUCAUAAAUUCAAGACCUAUAACAGAGGUAUCCCUAGAUCCAGAUGACCAAGAAGGUUUAACUCCAAACCACUUUCUGAUUGGAAGAUCAAGCGGGCACCUUCGCAUGGGAGAUUUCACGGACGACGAACUCAUCGGCCCCCCAACAUGGAAAACAUUACAACGCCUCACCGAUCACUUCUGGAAACGCUGGCUCAAUGAAUAUCUACCCACGAUAACACCGCGAUACAACAACAAUCAAAAUGGAUUCAUUAACCCAACCAUCGGCGACAUUGUAAUAAUAAUCGAUAAUUCUCUUCCCCGAGGCACCUGGCCAAGAGGUGAAAUCAUCAAAACCUACCCCGGACCAGACGAAAAAACACGUAUAGUAGACGUGCGCACUACCGCCGGAAUACUAAAGCGACCGGUUUCCCGCCUAGUGAAAAUCGCGCAAUCUUCUUCCUCAACAUGA
This is a messenger RNA of Pararge aegeria (speckled wood butterfly), 3321 nucleotides long. RefSeq lists its product as uncharacterized. The coding region runs from base 1 to 3321 and encodes 1106 amino acids. NCBI's taxonomy places the organism in Eukaryota, Metazoa, Arthropoda, Insecta, Lepidoptera, Nymphalidae. The record is from RefSeq and is a predicted model, not a curated record. Gene Ontology annotation, biological process: DNA integration. The transcript has a single exon. Gene Ontology annotation, molecular function: nucleic acid binding.